CCUGCAUUCCUGGACUUGGCGGCAGUGAACGCUAAGCUAGCUAGGUACCUAAGUAUUACGUACCGAAUGCAGCAGCAUGCUGAACAGAGCUCUCCCUGCGCCUUGAAAAUCAAAGCUCCAGCUAUCUGAAGAGUAGAGUAGGUACCAGCAGUUGUCUUUGAGAUUUAUUUGGUACCGGACAAUUCCUCCGAUCACCUUUCCUUCCUGCAGAAGCUUCUGGACAAAUCUCAUUGGCACCCCCAUCGCGGAGGGGAGCUGCGCAAUCUGACAUUGGCGGCUUGGAGUCAUUGUGGACAAUCGCAAAUUCUGGCAGCAAUUGACAGCUUUAGCAUGGUAGUAAGCCUCAUUGAGGCAGUGGUAUAAAACGGAAUCACGUUUCCUUCAGGCAGUUGGCUACGUUGCGGGCAUCAAUGUGGAACCCUUGUUUUAGUGAAUUUGAAAGCUCAAUGAGCCUGUUGUGUUGUUAGCUAGAGCCAAUAAUGUUUGUCAGAAGCUUAGAGCAGAAUAAGCUGACGACAAGGUGUCUCCAAUCAGUGUUCUGAAUAAGGCAGCGGCGAAAGUCAGAGCAACUCCGCCUCUGAAGCUUCUGGCCCCAUCAAAGUAAGAGUCUUUGGGGCUGUAAGCAUACCUGAAGGCAUCAUGCUUGUCACACGGCCAGACUGGUUGCGGCAUCCCGGCUACCCCAUCCUUUCUAUUGCCAUCCACCCAGAUGGCACUAGAGUGGCCACUGCAGGGGGUGACAACAAGGUCCGCAUCUGGAAUAUAGCUCCUAUCCUGGACGCCCAGGCCGAAAGUGACCCCCUGGUGCCCAAGUCUCUUGCGACGCUUUCUGAGCAUUUUGGACCGGUGAACGUAGUCCGCUGGUCACAUGACGGCCGUUACAUUGCCUCAGGCUCGGAUGACAAGCUGAUCUUCGUUCACGAGCGCAAGACCGGAAGCUCGGUGGCCGUCUUUGGGAGCAGCGACGCCCCCGACCUGGAGAACUGGAAGUCGGUCUACACGUUGAGGGGGCACACAGCAGACAUCGUCGACCUUAACUGGUCUCCUGACGACUUCAUGAUCGCCUCCUGCUCGCUGGACAACACCGUCCGCAUCUGGAAGAUCGCACCCGGGAGUAUUCACACCCCCAUGGUGUUGGCCGAGCACACCAGCCUAGUAAAGGGUGUGUCAUGGGACCCCAUCGGAUCGUUUCUAGCCAGCCAAGCUGACGACAAGAGCGUGAUUGUAUGGAGCAAGACGGACUGGUCCGUGGUGGCCAGAAUCAAGGGGCCCUACGAAAAGACGAUUGGCGCGACGUUCUUCCGGCGCCUCGACUGGUCCCCGGAGGGCCACUUUUUGACCACCACCAACUCGUUCGAGGCGCCCAGCCACACCGCCGCGGUCGUCGAGAGGGGCAAGUGGGAGAAGUGCUUCGACUUCGUGGGUCACAACGCCCCCGUGAUCGCGGUCAAGUACAACCACGGCAUGUUCCGGCGGCGCGGCAAGCAGACGCCGUACAAUUGCAUUGCGAUCGGGAGCCAGGACUGCAAGGUGUCCGUGUGGAUUACCAACCGGCCAAAGGCGCUGCUGAUUGCGCGGCACUUCUUCACACAGGGUAUCGGGGAUCUCGCAUGGAGCCCAAACGGCUACUCUCUCCUGGCCUGCUCCAACGACGGCACCGUCUCCUCUUUCACUUUCGACGAGGAAGAACUCGGCGUCAUGCUGACGAAAGCCGAGAUGGACGUCAUCCUGAAGGAGCGAUACGGUGACCUCAAGUGGGGAAAGCGCCUCGCGAUCGCCGAGAGUCCCGCGCAGUUACUUCUCGAACAAGCCGCAGCGAUUGUGGCGAACAAACAGGUCGCCAACGGACGGCCCCAAACGCCGGUAGCGGCGAACGGUGUCAACGGACACCCGGCGACCCCGCCGGCGAACCGGAUGCUGCCACCUGGCGGCGUGCAGGGAUCCCCCAGUCGGCUGCAGCUAGGCCCUGUGAAACAGAUGGAGGAGAGGCGGCCAGACGGGCGGAGAAGGAUCAUACCGCAGGCGCUCAGGCCGAUUACAGGGCCCCAGACAGAAUUACCCGCGGUUUGGGCCUCGCCCUCUAGAGAGCAGAGCCAAAGCGCAGCGCCUGCCACUCAACCGGGGGUUUUGGACGCGGGUAAGGAUGCGGUUAGCGACGUAAACCGGGUUAGGAUAGCGCCCACGCCCGUGGCCGGUGUGAAAAGGCCGGCAGAGGGGGUUUCUCAACCGGAAUCGAGUAAAAAGCCGAGGGAAGAGAGUGCUAUGGACCGGGCAAACCAGGCAGUUGUUGCCAAAACGGGGCCGCUUCCCACCGUUCCUGGAUUUGACGCCAAAUCCUCGCAAGCUAUCGUUACUACUCCCGGGAGAAUCGAACCGAGGCGGAUAACCCCGGUUCCGACAGCUGGCGCGCAACCGGCCCCAUGGGCAGACAGCCAGGUUACGGGCCGGUUAGAGUUAACUCAAAAUCAGCCCGCCCAAGCGCCGGUGAUCUCGGCACCCCGGUCGAAGGACGGUUUGUUGACGGUUCGGGUGACGGGAACGGAUCAAGAAAGUGGUCCGCCGCUAGUUCUGGAAUCCAGGGACGGGACAGGUGGCGCCGCGGGGUCGUCGGAGCUCGUAUGUUCUUGCGGGGGAAAAGUGCAGUGGCGAGACCGUAUCCGGGGAGGAGUGUCCGCUUUGGCUGGCAAUCCGGACAUGUGGGCAGCAGCGCUUUCGGACGGGUCGUUGCUCGUGUUCUCCUCGGCAGGGCGGCGAAUCUUCCCGCCAAUACAGCUUGGCGCGCCGGCCGCUUUUGUGGUGGUCGGGCGGGGGGACGGGGAGCAGCGCUGGCGGCUUAUGGUGGUGACGACUGCGGGGCGGCUGUGCUUAUGGGACCUGCGGAAACAGGAGUGCUUAGCCCAGGAAUCGCUGGCAUACCUACUAAAAGGCCCUACAACCAUCGUCUCGCUGCGCUUCUCCAAAGCCGGUGCGCCGCUGAUCGUGCUGUCCAACCGGGAGGCGCACAUGUACCAUCUUGGCAUGCGCUGCUGGCUGCGGAUCGCGGACGAAUCGUUCCCAGCGUCCGAAUUCACGUCAGUACGGGGGGCUGAUGCGUCCGGUCACGAAAAGGAGGACCUAACCGUUCUUCAGGCGGAAGUGGCUGCCCAAGGCCGCGGUCGGCGGGGGCUGUUCAACCCGCUCCUAGACAUCUCCGCCGCGGAGGGGCAGGCGCAGUCGCGCGCGCACCUCGAGUCGCAGCUCGCGGCGGCGGUCACGAUGAACUCGCCUACGGAGUACAAGCGGUGGUUAACGGCAUACGCACGGCACUUGACGCGGGAGGCGGACGAGGGGCGACUUCGGGAGCUGUGUCAAGAGUUUCUGGCGCCGACGGGGAGCGGCAGCGAGGGGGCCAGCGUUUUGGGGAUGUCGAAAAGAGAGCUGCUACAAGCGGUCAUCUUACCAGCCAUGUCAGCAAAUAGAGCGGUGCAAAGACUCUUGAAUGAGUUUCUGGAUCUGGUUGGUGAGGAAAUGCUUGUCAAGUGAGGUUGAUGGAGAGCGCUUCUGCUGGAUCCUUUGUGCCUUGUCUCUGCCUCUUCGAUAGAAGGGCUACGAAAGUGGAGAUGAAAAGCAACAGAACGUCAAGUCUCACACCUCUUACUUGGACCGUCAUGGUUCCUUUCUCCGGG
Molecule: messenger RNA, 3665 nt
Organism: Klebsormidium nitens
Lineage: Eukaryota; Viridiplantae; Streptophyta; Klebsormidiophyceae; Klebsormidiales; Klebsormidiaceae
Source: the annotation of a GenBank genome assembly